GAGUGAGAGCCUGCGAGGCAAUACUGUAUGAAAGCGUGAAAAGUUUACAUCUCUUGCACGUCUCUUUAUGGCGCAGCCUAUCCUUAAUGAGCACCAGAGACUGUGACUAACAUGCUCGAUUCGAUUUUAGUCUCAUGGUCUAGUUUCCUAAAUUUGAGUCUACUGUAGAACAGUUUUGAGAAGUUAACCUCAUGACUCAUUAGAAGAGGAUAAAAACAAAUAGCUGGUCUGGUGGACUGGACAGAGGGACAGGGGGAGAAUCCGUGAGAGUACUCGCAUGGCACGUAUGGAUUACAUGUAAGGCCAGUGUUGGUUUCGCUGCAUCUCUGGGGGAAAGUCAUCCGAGAAGCGUAUUUUCAGGAGACCAUGGACAGCCUCGCUUCCAUGCCAGAGGGAUUCCGCUCAGCCUGGAUUGAUGUUGGAUUUACCCGGGGCUCCGAGAGCUCACAGCCGUGAAAUUGAGAGUGAAAGACGCGCUAUGAAAUAAUAGGCUAUUUGUAAGUUUGGUGCCAAAUGUAGGCUAUUUAUGUUCUGGAUAUUUGAACAUGUUUUAUUUUCUCAACAAGCGUUACUAACGCUACUUGGAAUCUUGUGAUCAACUUCAAACAGUGGACACUUUUAAAAGGAGCGCUUUGGUGACAAAUUUGUGGAUCUAUUGAAUUAGGCUGUAGGAUUACCCACGGAAUUCCACUGCCAAAUGAUAGUUUCAAAGUCGUUUGUUUUGUUUCCAUUUUGUCGCCUCGCUCUUUCGUUUCAUUCAUUCGCCGUAUCACUUUGUUAACCAGGUUAAAGCCUGAGAGUAAGAGAAAGAAAGCCUCUGUCUCAUAGCGCGCCCAGUGUGCACACGGGCACCAUGGUCGGGAUGUGGGGUGGCGGAGGUCUCCCAAUGUCUGUCACCGUGGUUGUGACUCUGCUCCUGGCUAUUAUUGACGUGAAGGCGAGUGGGGAGUACUGUCACGGUUGGCAUGACACCCAGGGCACAUGGAGAGAGGGCUUCCAGUGCCCGGAGAAGUUCGAUGGUGAGGAUGCCAUCAUCUGCUGCGGGAAAUGCGAGCUGCGCUACUGCUGCUCCAGGAAUGAAGCACGGCUGGACCAGGGGACUUGUGACAACGACAAGCAAGCCCAGCAACCCGGCACCGACAGCAAAGAGAACAAGGAGACGGGCGCAGUACCCAUCUACGUUCCCUUCCUGAUCGUGGGCUCUGUGUUCGUGGCUUUCGUCCUGGUGGGUUCCGUGGUUGCCGUUUGCUGUUGCAACUGUCUCCGCCCCAAACAGGAACUGUCAUCAGGGGGCGGGGGAGGAGGCGGGUCUGGUGGCGGCCGUCUCCUGGAGACUAUUCCCAUGAUGGCUAGCGUGGGAACGUCUCGCGGUUCCUCUUCCCGCCAAUCAAGCACGGCCACCUCGUCCAGUUCCUCUGCCCCUCCUGCCCAGGUGCCUCGCCCGGCCCCCCAGCCCAUGAUGCGUGCCCAGGCCUCCUGCUGUCUCCCUCCAGACGCCAGUGUCUUUGUCAACAUGCCGACCAACUUCUCCGUGCUCAACUGCCAGCAGGCCACCCAGAUCAUGCCCCACCAGGGACAGUUCAUCCACCCCCAGUACAUCGGCUAUGCCACCCACCACAUGUCUCCACCCCAGGGGGUCUACCUGGACCCCACCCAGGGGGGCUACAGACAGCUGCAGUCCCCCUACCCCCCACCCACCAGUGUGGCCAGUGUCACCAGCGAGCAGAAGUACCCUCCAGUAACAGUUUAAGCCAUUUUGGGGACUGUGUGUAACAGACCUUGUGAGGGCCUUAUGGGGACUGUUUGAGAAACCUUAUGGGGACUGUGUGAGAAACCUUAUGGGGACUGCAUUAGAAACCUUAUGGGGACAUUGGGAGCUCGCCAGCUUGGAGAGAGAAUGAUAUGGACUCAGGCUCACACAGAGGACUCGUAAAACCGAAGCUGGGAUCUGUGCCUGACCAGCCACAGUGUGUUGCGUGUUUCUGUCCUACAUGUGUGUGAUAUGUAAAGGUUUGGCAGAUUUGCCUCAGGGUAAUGAUUGUGAGUGAGCUGACCUCACCCCAAGAUUGAGGCAGGGGUAUGUCUGUCUGGUUGUCCUCAUUCAGCAACACACAGAGGGGUGAUGCUGCCCACCAGGGCCAAUGACACGCAGCAGAGUGUGUGGGUUUAACGUCUUGAAGUUUGUCAGUGUAGCGUUUGUGGAAUGUGUUUGUAAAUGAGUGAAUGUGUGCAUGUACAGUACGAGUGAGGGUGCUGUGUCCAGUGUGGCUAUGUGUGUAUGUGACUAUAUGUACAGAAUGUGCUGUGUGUGUAUUACUGUCAGUGUAUGUGGUGGUGAGUGGGUGUAUGUUAACGGAUGUACUCUGUGUGUGUGUAUAUGAGUGUAUAGUAUGUGUGUAUAUGAGUGUGUAGUAUGUGUGUAUAUGAGUGUGUAGUAUAUGAGUGUGUAGUGUGUGUGUAUAUGAGUGUGUAGUGUGUGUGUAUAUGAGUGUAUAGUAUGUGUGUAUGUGUGUGAGGACGUGUGUAUAUGAGUGUUUAGUAAGUAAUGGGAAAUGCAGGCGGUGUGAUGUGAAAAACAGUCCCUCUCUCCCUGUAGGCCUGUUGAUGUCUAAUGAAGUGAACACAGGACACAGACUGUGACGCUCCAGCCUUACACCCCCCCCCCACACACACACACACCUACCCACUGCCUUGAGUGGAAACGCACACACACUUGCAUAUACACAAGAGAACCCACAAAAUUAAAAUACACAAACACUCACACAAGGACUUGGAAAUAAAUGUGCCUGAAAGGAGGUGUGUGUGUAUAUGUAUGUGUGUGUGUGUGCGUAUGUAUGUGUGUGUGUAGCUGUGAUCGGCAACCUUCUGAAGAUUGCAGAAAUAAUAACGCCGUAAAAGCUGUCUGCCAACUGUUCCACCUCACUGAGUUUCCCUCCUGUGAAAGAGGUGUGUGUGCUGGUGUGUGCGUUUACUGAAGGUAGACUGGAGUUGUGCUGAAAGGUUUCAGGGCAUUUCCAACACUUCUUUUCACUUCAGGAGGGUAGAAAAAGAACAGCAAAAAAAUGGACAAGACCCACUGGGCACACCACAUUAUUUCAGGGCGGCAGGGCAGGGUAGUUAGAGUGUUGGAAUAGGAACCGAAAGGUUGCAAGUUCAAAUCCCCGAGCUGACAAAGUACAAAUCUGUUGUUCUGCCCCAGUUAACCCACUGUUCCUAGGCCGUCAUUGAAAAUAAGAAUUUGUUCCUAACUGACUUGCCUAGUUAAAUAAAGGUUAAAAAAAAAAAUCUAGGUGGAUUAUUUGGUUGAGACGACCCGUUAGGCCUCUAUUCACUCAAAAAGACAGCCAAGGUUAGUUGAAUUUCCAACGUGUUAUCACAAUGCUUACAACCAAAUUCUAAUGGAAAGACAAUGUCUGAUUUUUGGUUUAGUUGUCCCCCAAAUGUCUAUCACUGUGCCAACCAUUUAAAAGCACAGCAAAGUUCAAAUGGGAACACAAUGUCAGAUAUUUUGUUUAUUUAUACAACAGAUUAUUGUGACAUCACUGUGUUUCAUCUAUUAGCCGAACCAAAUGACCUGGAAGGCAGUUGAGAUGACAUUCAAAGUACGUGGAGCAAGUGAUCAAUGCCUCUCGAGAUUCUGCACAGAUUAUUAAAGCGAUUGUGAAGAUCUCCACAGACCUAUGAUGACCGAUGCUUGCUAUUUUAAACUUGCACACUUUAUCUAAUUACAUAAUGUAUAGUUACAGUAACCUAAAAAUGUGGCCGUGGAUGUGUUACUCAUUUUAAGGUUGAACUUUACAUUUGUUUGUAAGAUAAGGAUAUUUACUCUAAGUUAAGGCUAUUAUAAAAGUAAUAUUGAAUUGUUUGGUUGUCAAUGCAACCAAAUAUCAACAUUUUAAAGGAAAUGUAUCUACUGUUUGAAUAGUUCCAUUCUUUAACUUUUAUUUUUGGUUGAGUUGGCGACGUGAAUACAACAUAUAAUUUGUUAACUUGUCGACAAAUAAAUAUGUUAUUUAUGUUAUUUCAAAAGUGAUGUUGAAUUGUAUUUGGAUGUCAACACAACCAAAUAUCUUGCCUGAUGACUCACAUUGAAUUAUUCCACUGCUCUAUCAAUCGCUACAUACUUAAUUGCGGAAAAGAAAUAAACAUUUGUGGCGUUUGGCCGGAGCAAAGAGACUUGGUAAGUCAGCCAACCAAAUAUCAACAUUUGAAGGAGAUUUAUCUUCUGCUUGGAUAGUUCCAUCUGUGUUACUAAUUUAGUCUGGCUUUAAUUACAGUUCGUCUACAAAUUAAGUUUGUCUCCAUCUCAACCAAAAAUCUAAGUUAAAGAAUAGUACUAAAUCAAAUCAAUCUUUAAAUGCACUUUAAAUAAACUUUGAUUUAGUCCUAUUCUUUAACUUAGAUUUUUGGUUGAAAUGGAGACGGGAAUCCAAUUUAUGGUUGCCUUGACAACUAAACACAAUUCAAUAUCACUAAAUAUCAUUUCAUUUUUAUCAACUAGAGCUUGAAACUAGAGGUCUUUAUCGGCUCCAAAAAGUUGGACCUGGAACCCGAACGGACCCGAAAACAAUCAGACCCGAAUAUGAAUGGACACGACAACAACUGGUCCGGGUCUAGACCAGACUCGAUUGGAGCCGAGCUACAAAAAAUGUAUGUUUGCUAGCCAAGUUGCUCUUUUGGUUAACAAAUAGGUAAUUAUAUGUUGGAUAGGCCUUAUUAGCAUAAAAUAAAUAUUAUAUAGGCUAUGCAGAGCCGAGGUUGGGUCCAUUCAGGUCCACUCAGGUCUUUCAGCUGUAGUUUCAUAGACCCGAGACCCAAUGACAGUCAAACAGGACCUGACCCGGACCGGUGGGAAAAGUUAGAAUUUUGGACCCAGUCUGGUCUCGGACCCAUUAAGGCCUUUGUUCUACACCUAUUCCUAUUCUGCUGUCUUUUUUUGCUGAAUUCUGGUUUGAAUUGAAACAAUGGCUGUUGAUGAUUUUGCAAAUGCCUAAAUAGCAUCAUUGAGGAUAAAUGAGUAUAGUCACAUUUCAUUUGCUCCGUUAAACCUACACUUUGGAAUGACUUCGAUAGCAGCAUUGAAUUGAUCUAGUUUCUCUCAACAAUCAUUCUCAUAAUAGUACACAGGUAAGAGUCAGUGACAUCAUAGCUAAGCUGGGCUUGGUUAAAACCCUGGAUGGGAGACUAAAGGGUAGCUGUAGAUAGAUUAGUUCUCCAGUAAGAGGUGCUGCCCAGCCGAUUAUUUUUUAAAUUCUGAGUAGAUAUAACGUUGAAGAUUUGCCGGUGUUUUAACGGUACAAAUUCAACCAAUUUUACACAAGGUCUGUCUAUGUUGGAAUUUGGUUAACAUGAUGACAUAAUUCUGUGGUUGAAAUUUUACCCUCGAAACAAGUUGAUGACAAAAAAAAAUCCUAUAUAUUUUCCAUGUCAUAAUACAUUGACAAGUUAUGUUGAAACAACAUUGAUUCAAUCAGUUUGUGCCCAGUGGGAACACUUUUCACUAUGUUGGGUAGCUGGUCUUAAAGGUGGCUUUUGGAUUUUGGACUCACUUCUACUUUGUGCCCUGUUAUAGAACUGUCUCUGUAUUAGGACUGUACACAACUCACCCCAAGUUCCAGUUGAUGAAACUGCAGAAAUGCAUAGGUGUCCCCAAGUGAACUAACCUGACUGUGUUUUGUGUAUUUCAAGCACAAUGUCUGUAUGAUCAACUGUGUGUGUGUGUGUGUGUGUGUGCGUGUGUGUGUGUGUGUAUCCUGAGGUUGAAUGUGUACCUGCUCCCUGUGAAACACAGUGUCCUUUUUCAUAUGAAUUAUAAUAAAUCAAUAUUAAACAGUG
Oncorhynchus masou masou (cherry salmon) is the source of this 5835-nucleotide messenger RNA. Its product is annotated as protein shisa-2. The transcript is spliced from 2 exons. The record is from RefSeq and is a predicted model, not a curated record. NCBI's taxonomy places the organism in Eukaryota, Metazoa, Chordata, Actinopteri, Salmoniformes, Salmonidae. Bases 854 to 1750 code for a protein of 298 amino acids.